UGUCAUUUCUGUGUUCGACAUCCAGACUCGUAUCUUCAUCAUCUCUUUAGUUUUCAAACAAUGUAUAACUCUGCAUAAACUCAAACUAGUACUACUAUAUCAUCAUCACCUCGACUAAAUUAGAACAUCAUUAUCCUUCAACCCCUUCUCUUUACUUCCUUCCAUUUCAGGAAAUAGAUGUAAUCCUUCUUCCUUUUUUAAUAUUUCUGUCGGCUAAUCUUUAAGAUCAUCCUCCAAGAACCACAUCAAUUUGGUGAAUAAACACUAUAGAUCCCUCCUCUUAAAUCAAGGUUUGAGAAUCUUUUGAAGAAGACAAGAGUAGAUGGAGAUGAUGAAUCUCAAAAGAAACACGUUUGUAAAGUUUACUGAAAAUGAAGAUUCUUGGAACAGACCUUCAGUAACUUCUGUUAUUAAAAAAACAGUUAGACGUAGUUUUGAGAAAGGCUCAGAGAAGAUCAGAAACUUUAAGCAGCAGCCAUUAACGUUUCAUUCUCAAAAGAAGAAUGAGAACAAGAAAAAGAUAAUACGAGUGAUGAACCCUAACGACUCUUAUCUUCAAAACUGGAACAAGAUUUUCUUGCUCCUUUGUGUUGUAGCGUUAGCAUUUGAUCCUCUGUUUUUCUUCAUCCCCGUGGUGGAUCCAGGCAGAUUCUGUCUUAAACUAGACAAGAAACUCGAGGCAGUGGCUUGUGUUUUCCGCACUUUCAUCGACGCUUUCUAUGUGGUUCACAUGUUGUUUCAGUUUAAUACUGGCUUCAUUGCUCCUUCUUCUCGUGGUUUUGGAAGAGGAGAGCUUGUUCAGAGUUAUAAAAAAAUCGCUGUGAGAUACCUCAAGUCAUACUUUAUAAUCGAUGUUCUUUCUAUUCUCCCUAUUCCUCAGGUAGUUGUUCUAGCUGUUGUUCCAUCGAUGGGUCGACCUGCGUCACUGGUAACAAAAGAGCUACUGAAAUGGGUAAUAUUUUGUCAGUAUGUUCCAAGGAUUGCACGAAUCUAUCCGCUUUUUAAAGAAGUAACAAGAACGUCCGGUUUGGUAACUGAGACUGCAUGGGCUGGAGCUGCUCUAAACCUAUUCCUCUACAUGUUAGCUAGCCAUGUCUUUGGAUCUUUUUGGUACUUGAUAUCGAUUGAAAGGAAAGAUAGAUGUUGGCGUGAAACAUGUGCUAAGAUAAAAGGUUGCAUUCAUGCGUACUUAUACUGUUCGGGUGGGGAAGACAAUAGCCAGUAUUUAAUAGGUUCUUGCCCGUUGAUGGACCCAGAGGAGAUUAAAAACUCGACUGUUUUCAACUUCGGUAUAUUCGCUGAGGCAUUGCAGUCUGGAGUCGUGGAGUCAAUGGACUUCCCUAAGAAGUUUUUCUAUUGUUUCUGGUGGGGUCUUCGCAACCUUAGUGCUCUGGGCCAAAACUUGAAGACAAGUGCCUUUGAAGGAGAGAUCAUUUUCGCGGUCAUCAUUUGUAUCUCUGGACUAGUUUUGUUUGCUCUUCUCAUAGGAAACAUGCAGAAAUAUUUGCAAUCAACUACGGUAAGAGUUGAGGAAAUGAGGGUGAAAAGGAGAGAUGCAGAGCAAUGGAUGUCUCACCGUAUGUUACCAGACGAUCUGAGAAAACGUGUACGUAAAUACGAACAGUAUAAAUGGCAAGAAACCAGAGGAGUUGAGGAAGAAGUUCUUCUCUCCAGUCUUCCAAAAGAUCUCAGAAAGGACAUUAAACGCCAUCUUUGCUUGAAUAUGCUCAAAACGGUGCCGUGGUUUAAAGCUAUGGAUGAUCGGUUACUAGACGCACUUUGUGCACGUUUGAAACCGGCUCUCUACACGGAGAACAGUUACAUUGUGCGUGAAGGUGAACCACUUGAGGAUAUGGUGUUUAUAAUGAGAGGAAAGUUAACUAGCACAACCACUUAUGGCGGCAAAAGCGGAUUCUUCAAUUCGGUUAGCUUGGGUGUUGGUCAAUUCUGUGGAGAUCUUCUCACAUGGGCACUAGAUCCAAACACUUCUCACUUCCCUAUCUCUACUAGCACCGUUCAAGCUCAGACAGAAGUCGAAGGCUUUGUUCUCUCAGCUGAUGAUCUCAAAUUUGUUGCUACUCAGUAUCGUCGCAUCAAUAGCAAGCAACUACGGCACAUGUUCAGGUAUCACUCAGUGCAGUGGCGAACAUGGGCAGCAUGUUUUAUACAAGCAGCAUGGAAGAGAUAUUGUAGAAAGAAGCUCUCAAGGGCUUUACGUGAAGAAGAAGAAAGACUAGAAAAUACUCUUCAGACCGAUGAUUCAGGAGGCAAUAAACUUAACUUAGGUGCUGCGAUUUAUGCGUCUAGGUUUGCUUCUCAUGCUCUGAGGAAUGUAAGGGCGAAUGCAGCAGCACGCAACUCUAUGCUUCCUCAUAUGCUAUCUUUAUUGCCUCAGAAACCAGCUGAUCCUGAGUUUCCUAUGGAUGAAACCUAAUCUUGUGUACAUAUAGAAAUAAAGAAUGUCCGUAGUGAUUUCAAAUAAUUACGUAAACAGUUUUUUUUUUUUAAUUGUGCCCACAAAGCAUUUAUUAGCAAAUGGUCCAUUUAAUUUGUUAUC
Messenger RNA from Brassica oleracea var. oleracea, 2557 nucleotides. Its product is annotated as probable cyclic nucleotide-gated ion channel 3. The coding region runs from base 323 to 2434 and encodes 703 amino acids. The record is from RefSeq and is a predicted model, not a curated record. Gene Ontology annotation, biological process: monoatomic ion transport; transmembrane transport. Gene Ontology annotation, cellular component: membrane. Gene Ontology annotation, molecular function: monoatomic ion channel activity. NCBI's taxonomy places the organism in Eukaryota, Viridiplantae, Streptophyta, Magnoliopsida, Brassicales, Brassicaceae. The transcript has 8 exons.